AUGAAACCGCUGUCCGAGAAUUCGCUUCCAUACACUGAGAGCGACAAUUCGGCCCGAGAUACGCGUCACGGGCGUAACACCACUUCCUCUUCCAUCUCAUGUCAUUCGGAUCCUUUUGCAACUUCUGGAAUUGAGGUUGAGGAUGGUGUUCAGCUACGUGACUUCUCAUCUCCCGGUCCAGUCAUGUCUCGCUGCAUGAGCCCAGACCCAACCAGAUUUGUCGCUGAGCGCCCAUUACGGCUCAAUAAUGAGGACGCUGGCCUCGCUGUGCCAAAGAUCAAUGAGCCUUUAAGCGAUGACCAUGCCCAAUCCGAGUGGGAGACUGUCGCUGGAGAAGAUGCCUGUGAAAUCCAUGCCGGAUCUUCAACUCGACCGCUGAAACGUCGAGGUAACUUCAAUUUUGGGAACAAACAGCAAGCCCAGUCUCAGCCGAAUCAAAACCUCUGGGUACCGCAAACGCACAGCUUUGAGCUCGUCUCACCUGGAGACCCGUCCGUGCGAAAUGUGCCGAGAUCAGCUCCCCGUUUGCACUCGUUUCACUCCUCAUCCAGCUUCUACAGCGAAUCACCUCGCAACAAAGACCCAGACACUUGCGUCCCUUGCGAUCCCGAGGACUAUCCACAGAACAAUCAUAUGUACUCUCGUGCCUCAUCCGACAGUGAUGAGGACCCUUUCAAGUAUGACACAGAUGCAUACUCGGGCUUUCUACGUUCAUCGGCCGAGCGAGAAGUCAGUAAUGCGCUGCACCAAGCCGGCUUAGCCGUCUCCUCAAAUGAAACGCUCCCGCGAUCUACUGAUGGAAGCUUUCCCCUCGCUUCACAGAGAAAUGUCGAUGAAGAGGUCAAAGUUCCUGUUCAUCGGAAGGAAAAAGCGAUCCGCCGUGUCCCCGUCCCUGACAGACGACUACAAGGUGAAAUUGCUUCUCUUGCCAAGAACCGACCUCUCACCGGUACGGAGGGUGAUUGGCAGACUGUCACGACCGAGCAUGCCUUCGACUCGAUGCAGCAAGACUAUCACGACAGCAUUGCAAAGGGAACUGGAAGCAGUGUCGCUGAUGUAUCCGACGUGACGGAGCGUGAGCUUCAUCCUCGCUCUUACGGCUCAAGAGACAGAAUCAUUCGGCAUCCUCCUGGUAACAAUAAGUACGGCUCUUACCGUGUUCGCACCGACAGAGGAACGAAACUCCCCGUAUCUGUCCCGCAGUAUGGUGAAGGUCCUGGAACCUAUGCCUCAAAUACAACUCGCAACUUUUCCCAGGCCAAGUCACGAUUACCUGAAUCUGCAGCUCGUUUUUCCAAUCUGUUUCGCAGGGUGCCAUCUGAGCAGACGUCCGGCCAUGAGAACAUCCUCCUCUCAGACCUGCCUCCCAAGAGAGGCAGCUAUCAGAGCCUCGACUCGGACGCAGCUCCUCAUGGAAACGCUCAAACCGAUGAAACGAUUUUUCCAGACGGCGAAAAAUACUUUGGCUUCAGUUGGAAUAGAAUCCGAAAGAACCUCGGUCGUGAUCCCCCCAAAACCCCCCUGACUAUUUUUGACAAGCCACUGUACAAAAGACGGUUCCAGGAGUCCAACUCGGACAAGCCUGCCCACGUUCCUCAUGAUGAUUUUCUGUCCAAGAUUCCUCGUCUUCCGUUUCCUCUUGUCAGUCUUCCCGAGGCUGCAAUGCUACAGCAGUUCAAACGACAGAGAGGUGAAGAGGAUCACAGUCAGAGUGCAGACAAUUUUAAAGUCAGAGGAAGGUCGAACACGAUCAGCACUGCAAACUCUCCUCCUCUCCCAAAAACUCCUUCUCCUCCAAAGAGAAGCUUCUGGCCUUCGUCCACGAGUAGCGAUGUCACACGACCUGCCCGUAUUCUUCACCUUCAUCGACUGCCUCAGGCGCAUCGUCCACGUGAUUCAAAUGAUAGAGUCACUGAUAUGCUGGUCUCGUCCUCUGCUAUCCUCGAUACUCCCCCUCCUACCGACCCAAAGUCAAGCACUCAUCGUGUGUGGUAUCGAAACUUCCAGCCAAGCAUUUCAACUUGUCGCACUGGAGCACAUACUCCUGGGUUCUCCACCAGCGCCAAUAGUCGACGAGUCGGUCAUUGCCAGUCUGAGUUUGAUCCCCUCGCCGACAGCCCCUUCACUCAGAGGGAGGCUCGCUUCAUCGAAGAGGCCCGCGAGGAUAUUCGCAUCCAUCGCCAGCAUGCUGACAUGGUCGCCCAACGAGGAAAGCAAAUGUUCAUGUGGGUCAUGAUCCUCACUCUCUUCUUCCCUUUCAUCGGCCCUAUCGUGCUCUACGGCAAGCUCAACUCGACUAUAUCGUGGUACACCCAUGGAGAAAUGCAGUGCCUUACCAAGGACCAGCGCGGUACUCUCAAGCAGCAACUUCUCGUUGAGGCUGUUGUCUACCCCGCAAUCAUCAUCGCCCUUUCAGUGCACUACUCGAUUUGA
Fusarium proliferatum ET1 is the source of this 2433-nucleotide messenger RNA. RefSeq lists its product as uncharacterized. The record is from RefSeq and is a predicted model, not a curated record. Lineage: Eukaryota; Fungi; Ascomycota; Sordariomycetes; Hypocreales; Nectriaceae. The coding region runs from base 1 to 2433 and encodes 810 amino acids. The transcript has 4 exons.